Torulaspora globosa is the source of this 3108-nucleotide messenger RNA. It is a transcript of the gene DSE4, whose product is annotated as endo-1,3(4)-beta-glucanase. Gene Ontology annotation, molecular function: endo-1,3(4)-beta-glucanase activity; glucan endo-1,3-beta-D-glucosidase activity. NCBI's taxonomy places the organism in Eukaryota, Fungi, Ascomycota, Saccharomycetes, Saccharomycetales, Saccharomycetaceae. Gene Ontology annotation, cellular component: cell surface. Bases 1 to 3108 code for a protein of 1035 amino acids. The record is from RefSeq and is a predicted model, not a curated record. The transcript has a single exon.
AUGCAGUUUCUCAUAUACUUCCUAAUAUUCCUCAGCUCAGUAAGGUGUGCUGUAAUCCCCGACAUAUCAUCAAACGACGAUGUGGUCUGGGAAAGCGACAAAGCGUCAGAUUUGAGCUCGCAAACAAUUAUGGUGGGGGAACCUUAUGUUAUGAACACUAAGUCUGUCGAUAUUAAGUCUGUGAACACGGAAUCCUUAAGUCGAGUAUCGGCAUUGAUUGCUCCUAGUCCAUCAUCUGCUGUUGUAGUGAUGAUCGAAACUUCUGCAGAUAAAACUGAUAGCUCUGUCGUUCUCACAAGCGCAAAGAGCACGUUUACAACUAUGUUUGCAAAUGAACAGGUAGAGACCUCUGGAAAAAUUACAACUUUACUCACGCUGUCCGCUUCGACAACGACUUCGAUUCUAUUCUCUACAUCAGGGGCGAUUCAGUCUUCGCUGCUCAACGGGACAACAUUAACUUCUAUUCCAACUAAUUCUCGCAACCCACUGGUGACUCAAAAACCAUCCCAGUCUGCUCAAAGCACCGUGAUAAACCCUGUUACUUUGAGUGCAAACAAAACCUUGCCAGCCACCUCGGAGACGGCCGUCUACUCAUCGAUGCUGCCUUUCUCAAAUGUCACUUCAGAACGUACUUUUUACUCAACGGUGUACUCACUUGCUGGCUCGUCGUUAUCGAACCCUUCAGCCGCUUCUCAAAAUUUCAAUUCAUCAGCUACGGCGUCCACAACAGGUAAAAGCAGUCUCGUGGCCACGUCAGGAAGUUUGCCUAGUGGUACGACGCAGAUAACAAAGCCUUUAUUAUCAACUUCGCAGAUAAUUGCCAGUUCAGAAAGCUCUCAAACAGGAACCUCUGAGCCUACGGUCACAUCGCCUAUUAUAACUACAUCAUCAGCUUCCCCUUCAUCUUCUUCGUCUCCGUCGACAGCUGAGAUAGCCCAGAUUGUCAACUUGUUCGAUGCAAUUUCAACCGAAACGCCACCAAACGUGUUCCCUAGAGCCCCAAACCCAAUGUCUCUAGCUGAUGGCGUCUCUAAUGACGGUCCAGUUCAGACAAACAAAUUCUACACUAACUUAAUCGUUGGAAGCCAGAAUUCCGCAGCCUUUGUUUACCCAUACUCUUUGAGGAGACAUGGCUCCGGGCAGGACAUUGGGAUAGCCGUACAGCACACAACAACCUCCCAGUACUCAUUUGGUAAUUAUGAUUCGAACGGCAACUCGCAGUUCCUAAUCAAUCCUCUCAAUAUUGGUGAAUUGGUCUUGUCAUCUGCAAAUUUCGAUUCCGCUGCCGCCGUGAAAGUCGACAAUAUGAAAACAUCCUCGGCAACCGUGAAGCUGGUUCAAGGAGCUAGCAGUGAGGAUUACCUUGAACUUCCCCUGGUUCAAGGUAUGGGAUUUGCCACAGGUGUAUAUCAUGGGUCCUUGAUCGCUAAGCUUGGUUCUGAGGUCGGCUUCAAAACGCUUCUACAGGAAAAGUCCCAAUUUCUGGCCGAUGGGAUCCUCAAAUACCGGGUUGAACUACUGAAUGGUUUUUCUUGGCUUUGCUAUAUCGUUGUCCCGGAUAACAUGUCCAAAGAUGACUUUAAGCUACAAGCUCAGAAUGCUUAUUCUGUCACUGCUAACCUCGCUGUGGACGGUCUGAUCAUGCAGGUUGCCAUUGCCCCGGAUGAUUCUAAUCUUGAAGUCUUCUACGAUGAGGCUGCUGGUAUGUAUGCCUACGAAUUGCAAUUGUCAGGCAGCUCAGAUGGUAAUGUGGCAAAUUAUGAGUUUCAAUAUGCUACCGAAGGCGAAUCCUUGUCUGGUAAUACGAUGAUAUUUGCUCUUCCGCAUCAUGCUAAUGCAUUGAUAUCCUCUAUGGAGAACUCCUAUACUGGCAUUCAAGUGCAAUCAACCACCAAAGGUACAAUGAAAGGUUAUCUAGCCACGAGGUUAUUGUUCUCCCAGAAACUGAACAGACAAAUUUCAUGGCUUCCAUGGUCACCUUUGUUGGGAUCCGCAGAUUUGAAGUAUUCUAGUGAGCAGUUGAAGUUAUUAGCUGAAGUUGCCAACAAGGAAUUGCAGGUUAGCAUUGCCUCCUCCAUCAGUCAGCUUAACACGUAUUACAUUGGUAAGGUUAUCGACAAAUACGCAUACAUUCUCCUCACCGUCUCUCAGAUCAUUGGAGAUGAAGUGACAACCAGGAGUACCCUUGCUAAUUUGAAAACUGCUUUCGACACUCUGCUCAAGAACAAACAGCUUUAUCCUCUAAUAUACGAUACAAAAUUUAGUGGCCUUGUGAGUUCUGGGGACUGGGCUUCUACUAGCACCCAGUAUGACUUCGGAAACACCUACUACAAUGACCACCAUUUUCACUAUGGAUAUAUCAUUCAUGCUGCUGCCGUUGUCGGCUACGUUGACAAACAGCUAGGAGGAAAUUGGGCAGAAGAAAACAAGGACUGGGUCAACACGCUAGUGAGAGAUGUUGCAAACCCAUCUGAAGAUGAUACGUACUUCGCACAGUCCAGAAUGUUCGACUGGUAUCAUGGCCACUCAUGGGCUGCUGGCCUUUUCGAAAACGGCAAUGGUAAGAACCAGGAAAGCAGUAGUGAAGAUUACAAUUUUGCUUACGGUAUGAAACUUUGGGGUUCAGUGAUUGAAGACAGCUCUAUGGAACUAAGAGGUGAUUUGAUGAUCAGCAUUAUGGCGGAAUCUAUGGGCGAGUACUAUUUAUACUUGGAUUCAAAUCAGGUUGAGCCAAGAGAGAUCAUUGGGAAUAAAGUGUGUGGUAUUUUGUUCGAUAACAUCAUCGACUACACAACCUAUUUCGGUACGAAUGUGGAAUACAAACAUGGAAUACAUAUGCUACCAAUAACACCAGUUUCUGGACAAAUUCGUCAAGUUCCGUUUGUCCAAGAGGAAUGGCAAGAGAAAUUAGCACCAAUUAUCAGUUCAAUCAACAGUGGAUGGACGGGUAUACUGAAACUGAACCAGGCCUUGUUUGACCCAGCAGAUUCAUAUGAAUUUUUCAGCGACCCAAGCUUCAACUCCGACCUACUUCUUGAUGGUGGGAUGAGCCGGACAUGGUCACUAGCAUUUUCCGGUGGUCUCGCAAACUCCAUGGGUCUGCUUUAA